GAACCUCAUUUUCAUCGAGGGCUUCUUCUCCAAUCGAUUUCUGCAUCUGUUAAGGGACUUUUUUAGGGUUUCGGACUCACACAUUGCGUUUCGGAAAGAUGAGUUCUACAGCGGCGAGUUCCACGAAAGGCGGCAGAGGCAAGCCUAAGGCUUCGAAAUCCGUAUCGCGUUCGUCGAAGGCUGGCCUGCAGUUUCCAGUCGGUAGGAUCGCGCGUUUUCUCAAGGCUGGGAAGUAUGCGGAGCGUGUUGGUGCUGGUGCCCCUGUUUAUCUCUCCGCAGUUCUCGAAUACCUUGCUGCCGAGGUUUUAGAGCUUGCGGGGAAUGCCGCAAGGGACAAUAAGAAGAACAGGAUUGUGCCCAGGCACAUCCAGUUGGCUGUUCGAAAUGAUGAGGAAUUGAGUAAGUUGUUGGGGAAUGUUACUAUUGCAAAUGGUGGCGUGUUGCCCAAUAUUCACCAGAACUUGCUGCCGAAGAAAGCUGGCGGGCAAUCCAAAGAGAUUGGAUCAGCGUCGCAAGAAUUCUAGGUCUUUUUGAGUAGGCCGUUGUGGUAAAUGGAUAUAAUCUAUAAAGGUUUUGAUUAAUCCGGUGUGCACGAUGUCUGGUCGAUGUAUAAAGUCCCCAUUUUGAGUUGAUCGGUUUUGAUAUAAUGGUACUUCUGAGAUACGUUAAUUUCUUUUACAUCAGUGUUUUAUUUUGAUAUAUUAUUUCUUCAGUUGUCUUGUAAAUUUGAUUUAUUACGUGAUUAAUUUUGGUUCCAACAAUCAGAUGUUACGUCUUGUCGGUGGAAGAUGCUAUUUUUAAUAGUUGAAAAGUUACAGACCA
Messenger RNA from Andrographis paniculata, 822 nucleotides. RefSeq names its product histone H2AX. NCBI's taxonomy places the organism in Eukaryota, Viridiplantae, Streptophyta, Magnoliopsida, Lamiales, Acanthaceae. Gene Ontology annotation, cellular component: nucleosome. The record is from RefSeq and is a predicted model, not a curated record. The transcript is spliced from 2 exons. Gene Ontology annotation, molecular function: DNA binding; structural constituent of chromatin; protein heterodimerization activity. Bases 99 to 524 code for a protein of 141 amino acids.